AUGAAAGAUAGACGAGGAAGAGAGAAGAAGUGGCGGUUGAAAGGAGCCGUGGGUUUUUACGCGGAUGUCGAACAUCAUUGUCAAAUAUUUCACAUGUGCGACGAAGAUGGAAGAAGGAUUCCGUACAUUUGCGCAAACGACACGAGUUUCAAUCAAAAAUACAGAAUAUGCGAUUGGGAAUAUAAUUUCGAUUGCGCCAAUUCGAACGAUUGGUAG
Messenger RNA from Pediculus humanus corporis (human body louse), 216 nucleotides. RefSeq lists its product as uncharacterized. Bases 1 to 216 code for a protein of 71 amino acids. The record is from RefSeq and is a predicted model, not a curated record. Gene Ontology annotation, molecular function: chitin binding. Lineage: Eukaryota; Metazoa; Arthropoda; Insecta; Psocodea; Pediculidae. Gene Ontology annotation, cellular component: extracellular region. The transcript is spliced from 2 exons.